AACCCGUAAUCGGUAAUCCUGACCCAUCAAAUGUUCCCUUUUCCCCUCACAUCCUGCACUUACCCUGACUUGACAACCUCAUUAUUCAUCUCUCUCUCUCUUCCCUCUUUCCCUUUUUCCGCCAUUAAAUCUAUCCCAACCAAAAUCAAUCAAUCUCCACCAUGAAACGAUCCAUGGAUUCCAACCCUGAUCUCUCCCCAAAUCCAACUACAACCAAAAAAUCGAAAUUCAAACCAAUCUCAACUCGAUCCGAUUCCAAAAAACUCGAUUCAAUCAUAAUCAUCAACAACAACUUCGAUUUCAAUCUCGAUUCACAAUUUUCAAAAUUAGACGAGAAUCUACUCUACGAAGUUUUCAAACACGCAGAUGCUAAAACUCUAGCUGUAGCAUCAUGUGUGAGCAAACAGUGGUAUAAAACAGCACUAGAUGAACGAUUAUGGGAGUUGAUUUGUACGCGUCAUUGGAGUAAUUUUAAUAAUUGUGGUACUCAACAACUUAGAUCUGUUGUUCUUGCUCUUGGUGGAUUUCGUCGUCUUCACGCGCUUUACCUCUCUAAAACGGAGCCGUUGAUGCCGGCUUUUUGGCCAAUUUCACCGUCUACGUCUUCAUCUGCAUCUUCGUCUUCGACAUCGACUAAUCAAGCGCGUGUGAUGAAUAGUUCGGGUAAGAAGUAUGGUAAAGAUGAGAUUAAUUUGUCGCUUUCUCUUCUCUCUAUUAGGUUUUAUGAGAAUUUGGCUUCCAAGAAAAAACAAUGAUCCGGAUCUUAAAUUCCAUACCCGUUUUAUCCAAUUUGUAUGAGUAUGACCUGAGUAGAAAUUGUUGUUGGAGUAUACGUUUUUGUAAUUUAGGGUUUGAGUGUAAUUGCUGUGUUUUUUGAUUGUAUCCUAUUUAAUACUAAUUUUAAUAUAAAAAAAAUAAAAUCUGUAAUGAUUUUCCAUGAGAUGAGAAUGUAAUGUUUUUAGUGUUAGCUUUUUACUCCUGUACUGCAUUUCAUAAUAUGAUGAUGAUAUUGGAUGGAAAA
Amaranthus tricolor (Joseph's coat) is the source of this 1021-nucleotide messenger RNA. RefSeq names its product F-box protein GID2. The transcript has a single exon. Gene Ontology annotation, cellular component: SCF ubiquitin ligase complex. The record is from RefSeq and is a predicted model, not a curated record. Lineage: Eukaryota; Viridiplantae; Streptophyta; Magnoliopsida; Caryophyllales; Amaranthaceae. Gene Ontology annotation, biological process: regulation of gibberellic acid mediated signaling pathway. Gene Ontology annotation, molecular function: protein binding. The coding region runs from base 162 to 755 and encodes 197 amino acids.